ACACCAUGAAUGCAGCAUCCAUAAUGACACUAAACAUGGCGACCUGCAUCAGCAUGGUUGCAAAGGCUGGAGGGACUGCACUAACUCUGUUAAACCCUGUAGCCUCACAGUGUUUGAGACAAAGGACAGGUUUGUUUGUGCGCUUUACACACUGGGCACGGAGCAGUUUGUACGAGCAUGUCUGUGAAGGUUACAGUGACAAGCCGGAGCUGGACAUGAGAGCAGUUUGUGAGCAGACCGACAAAGUCAUAGCUAAUGUGGAGAACAGGAAGGGCGACCUGCGAGGGGACGAUGUCAGGAAAAUUGUCUGUGCGUGGCAGGAGCUCCAGGCAGUGAGGACAGAAAUCUCUGGGCUGGAGCAGCAGAAGAGACACGUCAGUGAAACAGUCAAAGCACUGGUGGAGAACAACAACAAGAAAACCCUUGCCAGUCUUCCAGAGUACACCCAGGCUCUGCAGAGGGGUCGGGAGAUCCGCACAAGACUGAAUCAGCUCUUACCCCGAGAGACCGAGCUAGAUCAGGAGUACUACGGGCGAGCGCUCAGACUGCCCAACACCACACACCCUGAUGUGCCAGUUGGAGACGAAAGUCAGGCGAGGGUGGUGGAGUUUGUUGGAGAGAAACCAGAGUUUGACUUUAAGCCCAGAGGUCAUGUGGAGCUGGGGGAGGAGCUUGGUCUAAUCAGGCAGAGACAUCUAGCUCACAUUUCAGGCCACAGGUCUUACUAUCUGAGGGGGACUGGGGCCAGACUUCAGACUGCACUCCAAAACUUUGCAUUUGAUAAACUGCUGCAACGGGGCUUCAUUCCCAUGGUGGUCCCGGACAUGCUGAAGGGGGCAGUGUUUGAGGGUUGUGGGAUGCAGCCUAACGCCCACCGCUCUCAGGUCUAUACACUGGAUCCAGCCCGUUUUCCUGACCUCAACAUGGCUGGCACUGGAGAGGUUGGAAUUGCAGGUUAUUUCAUGGAUCAUGCAGUCAGCUGGAUGGACCUUCCUGUCAGGUCGGUGUGCAGCAGCACCUGCUACAGAGCGGAGACUGACACAGGCAGAGAGACAUGGGGGCUCUACAGAGUUCAUCACUUCAACAAGGUUGAGAUGUUUGGAGUGACAGCAGAUGAAACGGGACAGGAAAGCACCCAGCUGCUGGAAGAGUAUGUCUCUCUGCAGAAAGAGAUUUUUUCUGCACUGGAACUACACUACAGAGUGCUGGACAUGCCGACACAGGAACUGGGUCUUCCUGCACACAGAAAGUAUGACAUCGAAGCAUGGAUGCCCGGAAGGGACAGCUAUGGAGAGAUUUCCAGUGGGUCCAACUGUACAGACUACCAGAGCAGACGCUUAAACAUCCUGUAUGAGAGAGAGGACGGCAGCCUGCAGUACGCCCACACAGUGAAUGCUACAGCGUGUGCAAUCCCCAGAACCAUCAUCGCUAUUCUGGAGACACACCAGACCAAAGAGGGAACUGUGCGUGUCCCCCGAGCCCUGCAGCCUUAUUUAGGUCUGGAAGUGAUUGAGAAGCCAAAAUACGUUCCACUGAAAUACAUCGGACCAAACCAGCACACUCGACCCCCCAGGCCUGCUCCCAAGACCAGAUGACCCAAAUACGAGUGUUGUGCUUUAUAUCUAGCCACCAUCCACAAAAAACAGAGGUGGGAGGCAGUUCACAUUGAGUCUGCCAGAUCAUAAAAAGGAAGAUAUUUAAUACGCAGGAGGAUGUGUCGUACAGUCUGACUGUUUGGAUGAAUGCUAACAUGAUUACAAGGUGAUGGAUCAGCACAUUACAUCAGGGGUUCCCUGUAACUAAAUAUGUUUAUGACUCAAUUUGUCAUAUGCCAUGAAAUUCAAAGCCUGAACAUGUUUUUAUCUCAUAAGGGGGAUCAUUGUCAGGAAUAACAAAUAAAUAAUAUAUCCUGCUAA
Molecule: messenger RNA, 1916 nt
Organism: Notolabrus celidotus (New Zealand spotty)
Lineage: Eukaryota; Metazoa; Chordata; Actinopteri; Labriformes; Labridae
Gene: sars2
Product: seryl-tRNA synthetase 2, mitochondrial
Exons: 16
Coding region: 6-1595 (529 amino acids)
Biological process (GO): mitochondrial seryl-tRNA aminoacylation
Cellular component (GO): mitochondrion
Molecular function (GO): tRNA binding; serine-tRNA ligase activity; ATP binding
Source: RefSeq, a predicted model, not a curated record